This is a messenger RNA of Oncorhynchus gorbuscha (pink salmon), 4467 nucleotides long. Its product is annotated as transcriptional repressor scratch 2-like. NCBI's taxonomy places the organism in Eukaryota, Metazoa, Chordata, Actinopteri, Salmoniformes, Salmonidae. Bases 365 to 1324 code for a protein of 319 amino acids. The record is from RefSeq and is a predicted model, not a curated record. The transcript is spliced from 2 exons. Gene Ontology annotation, molecular function: DNA-binding transcription factor activity, RNA polymerase II-specific; RNA polymerase II cis-regulatory region sequence-specific DNA binding. Gene Ontology annotation, biological process: regulation of DNA-templated transcription.
CUCCUCCCUCCUCCACGCUCUCUCUCUGUCUCUCUUUCUCUCUCUCUUCUCUUUCUCUCUGGUCCUUUAAGCCUGCUGCAUCACAGGAGCUAUCCAGUGCUGAACCAAAUAUUUUAAUUGUAUUUUUUGGAAAGCUGGGGGUGCCAUAGAGAAACACACAGCAUUGUCAUCUGACUUGUUCUCCACUGAUUUCCAUUUUCAUUCCUUCUAUUAUGUCUUUUAGAGGUUGCAUUUUCCUUUAACAUAAGGAUUACUUCUACUGACAGCCGGCUCCAGCUCUGCCUGUUUGCUGAUUUCUUUGGGGGUAUUAUCUUUUCUCUUCAUGUGUGAUUCUCAGUUCUGUGUGUUUUUUAUUCUUUGAAACAUGCCCCGUUCGUUUUUGGUGAAGAAAAUCAAGCUUGAUGAUUUCUCUAAUCACCAUCACCACCUGGACGACUCGUUCACUCCUUUCACACGCUCCAUCACUGACUCUGUGACCAGCUUGGGCGUUCGUCUCAGUGAGAAUGGCUACAUCCAGGAUUACAUCACACCAUCUGUAUAUCAGGGGGAGACGAAGAUGGAGCUCAAGAUGGCGUUGCCCGUCUCUGACCCUCUGUACACCCAGGUGAGCAGCAGGGGUGAGGAGUACUGUGACCCUGACCUGGAGCACCCUGACAGCCCCCAGUCCGGCAUGACGGCCAGCGGAUUCUACAGUGGCGAGGCGGAGGCCCUGACCGAGGGCUACACCAUGGAUGCCUUCUUCAUCUCCGACGGGCGCUCACGGCGGAAGGGAGACGGUGAUGGCCGUAAGGGAGGUCUUUCUGGUGCUUCCAAUGCUGAUGCCACAGAGGAGAGGGAGGCAGGGGCCACCGGGACAGCCCGUCACACUUGCAACGAGUGCGGCAAGACGUAUGCCACCUCGUCCAAUCUCAGCAGGCACAAACAGACACACCGUAGCCUGGAUAGCAAGAUGGCGCGCCAGUGUCCCACCUGCGACAAAGUGUAUGUGUCCAUGCCAGCACUGGCCAUGCACAUCCUCACCCACAACCUAAAGCACAAGUGUGACGUGUGCAACAAGGCUUUCAGCCGGCCCUGGCUCCUGCAGGGCCACAUGCGCUCGCACACCGGGGAGAAACCGUUCGCCUGCGCCCACUGCGGCAAAGCCUUUGCUGACCGCUCAAACCUCCGUGCCCACAUGCAAACCCACUCUGCCUUCAAGCACUACCGAUGCAAGCGCUGCAAUAAGACCUUCGCCCUCAAGUCCUACCUGAACAAGCACUAUGAAUCAGCCUGCUUCAAGGGUUCCGGGGACGAAGAUGAUGACGAGUCCUGCUCUGAGAACUAGUUGCCGGAACCAGAAGGACGGAAGCAGAAUUUGGAAUCCUAUACUGUAGGUUCUACAACCAAUAACCCCCUUCACUCUGCCCUCCAUGCCUUUUUCUUCCUUUUUUUAGAAAGCAAUAUUUUCACUGAGAUUACGUGAAGAAAACUGUUAUGAUUAUGGCAAAGACAAUUUCAAAAGAUGCUGGACCCCCCCCCACCCCACCCCGCACAGUAGCUAAUCAUCCACAGAUACUUACAAUCAAAACAACAAUUCUCCAAAUAAAUACUCUAGUUUUUAGCUCACACACAAACACACACACACCCAUGUGCACACACGCUCACACAAUUAUAUAUGAGGCCUGGCAUGUGAUUUUUUUUAUCAAUGACUAUAAUGAUAUUGAUAUCAAUAGUAAUACUAUUUAGAUUCCUGAUAUUUUAUAGAAAAUAGUACAGGGAAAAUGAAGAAGAAGAAAAAAACAUAAAAAAGGACUGUAACAGUUUUCUUUUGUUUUUUAGAGACAAAAAUGACCUCUUGUAUUUUUAUGCUGCUUUUUAUUUGCUAAGAAUUUAAUUCUUUUGCAACUGCCAACAUUCACUUUUUAUGAAAAUGAGUACUAUGACAGUAUUUGCAUAAAAGGGAAAUCAUUUUAAAGUUUUAAAAGUACCCUUUUUGUCACACAUAUGUUUUUAAUUCAAUGGGUGUUAUUUUUCUAUUGUCCGACUGAAUUUGUUAUACAUUUUGGUGCCAAUUCCUCCUUGAUUUUUGAAAGCAAAGCAUCUUUGUAACUGUGGGUAUUCAGAAAACUUCCAGCAAAACUCAUUGAACAAACCUAAAGGCAAACUACAUCAGCUGAGUACAAUAGGAUCAUAAACCAGGGUCAUUGUCAGUUCCAUCAGAGAAGUUGUUUUGAGUUCUUAUGGAGACCUGUUGAACAGGUUGUGGAAUCACAAGACACCGGCGGCACUCAAAGUACACUCUCUUCAUCAUACUGGUAACUACAGUUUAACAAUAACAACCAAAUCUACCGAUCGUUGUUAUAGGUGCCAUGUGCAUUGUGCAGUAACCUGUCUAUAGCAUUGGAAACCAUCCCUGUUCUUCCUCCACCACGGUGGCUUGCAUGAACUUUGCCACUCUGUGGUGUUUCCCUCAGUCGUAAUAAGCAAUGUUCAUUACACUCUCUGAGGUGCUCUCCCUCUUCUUUUACUGGUAUUACCUCAAAAAGGAAAAUAUAUGAGCUCAUGACAUGCGCCCUCAGUUACAAAGGAAUGUUUUAUUUUAUUUUAUAUAUGUUGCUGAAAGCUCUUUCUACCAUUAGAUGUAUAGCAUCCUACUACCUUGUAAAUUGUGUAUUUAUUGAUCUAUUUAUGUAAGUAUUUAUUUGUCAAUUUAUUAAUGUAUUUGUUAUAUUUCUUUCUAAAUGUAUUCAUCUAUUAAUUUAUUAAUUUAUGCCAUUACAGUACUUGUCUAUUCACGUGUUGAAAUAUGACUUUCCAUUGACCUUGUAAGAUGCUGCUGAUCUUCAAAGAAAAUGUGUAUAUGCAUGAAACUGUAGAGAGUCCAUGGGACUUAGUUUUUUAAAGAGGAACAAUGACUAGUAUCAGCCAUAACUUCAAACAAAUGAUGAAUGCAGAUUAUAUUUGUUUCACAGCAAUAAUAACUUCACUGGUACAGCAAUUGACAUGUAUAAUAAUAAUCAAAACUGUCCUGUUUGCAGUCGAUUUAGGGCAAUAAAAUGAAACAGAUGAAGAAGAAAUGUUAAUAAAUCCUCCAUCUUGUUGUUUCCCAAAGGUAGAGUCCACCCAACUGCCUCCCUCCACAUAUUGGCUGAAGAUUGACCCUUGAAGGGUUGAUGAUCAUGUCAUGCAAUGCUGUCCAAAGAUAGCAAACCUUACUAUUAUGCUUUAUUAGAAAACCAAUGAAAUCUAACAUUUUCCACAUAGAACAUCAAACACUUCCUUAUUCAACCUUCUGAAUAAGAUAGGGGGAAUCAGUUAUUUUCAAACAGAUACACAUUCUAUUCUACCAGCUGGCUUGUCUUCCACAACUCACAUAUCUGUAUUCCAGAAUCCUGACAGGUUGAGUUAGUUGGAAGGAGGACUGAGGGGCCCCAAUCAUCAUGCCAGAGGAGAUAAUGGCAAUGGGAAGGCUUUUUUCCCAGGUGGAUUAGCCAGGCUGUAAUAAUAGCAAUGCAGUAAUUAUAAAACAGUGUCGACAGCAAUUGCUCUCCCGAUUACCCUGCCAGAGCUUUGCUGCAAGCCAUUAAAGCCCUGUAAAAGGGAAAAGUUGGGAAUCAAGAGAUUGGCAGAUUUAUCUGUAAGACAGUGUUUUCCUUAUAAUGUACACUAAGAGAGCUUUGGAAAGGUUUAUGUAGCCUGGUUUAACAGUGAAAGGGGAAUAUGCACUGAAAAGACCUUAGAAGUUAAAGGAAAAUGUGAAUGUUUUCCAAAACCUCCCACAAUAUAUAGGAAACAGUAAUUGCACAAGAAAUUAAAACAACACUUCCCAUAACAGAAAAUUGCCACUUGGUUGGAAGGCUGAAAACAACCGGUGUUAGUCAGUGUGAUACAGACUGCUUUCCAUUUAGGACAUCUGUCAUGAUAGGGAUUUUGUUUUACAGUCACAGUUGCUUCCAAAAUGAAUCUGUUUGGCAGAUUGCUCUAUGUUGAAUCCAUGUGUUUUUUAGGAUUAGAGGUUUGAAAUUAUGGGGUGUCUAUCGGAAAGAUAAUGAUAUCUAUGAAAAAUAUGUCAUUAUAAUUAAUGUGUCAAUAAAAUUGAUGUUCUUCCAUCAAUUGACAAGAGAAGGCUUUAUACAAAAUCCUUUAUUCAUGUAAAUCUCGUCAUGACACAUGAUGUUAUUGUUGUAAAAUAAUAAUACACCAUCCUCUCCCUCUCUAACUGGUUUUGAUGAGAUGUGUGGUGUAGUGGUGUGUGAGAUGGUUCGACUGGGAUUGGUAGAGGCUGUGGCGUGUGGGAGGAUAACAGGUGUUUGCAGACAGACUGCAGAUAGGGAGAGUAAUUGAGUUGGUGAGCGACCUCCAAGGGGAAGGUCGAGCACCAGCAGACAAAUGCACUGUCAGCUAUUUGCAUAUUCCAAAUGGAUGACACAAUCACAGUAAUGGUGAGUUCUCCUUUAAAAACCUGUAGGGAAUAAAUAGAUUCUGCCU